AUGGCCCAAAGUCAGAGCGCACGUCCUACCCUGGAGUGCGAGAAGAUCGUCCAGUUCUGCAAUGCGAUUGUUGCUGGCUCGCAUCCCAAGAUCAAGGCCCCCUCCAACUGCGCUGGCAAACUAACCAAUUUUCCCUCCUCCACUCUUGCUCAAUCGCCUAAACCUUCAACUGCCCCUUCAAUCUCAAAGCAUGCCAGCAGUGGUCUAAAACAACAGGUUUCUGCCCAGAAUGGCCAGUUGCCCAUUUCCAAGCCCCAGACGCCGGUCGUACCGGGUCUCGUCCCAGGAUUGGGUAGUUCGACUCCCCUUGCGGCUAAUUCGGUCGUGAAUACGAGGCCGUUUGGCUCAGGGAAUACAGAAAUCGACCCUGUCUUGCUCGAGAAAUCUGAUGAUCUCGUGAAGGCCGAGAUUCAGCUGCAGAGACAAAGAAUAGAAAGAUCAUUAAGGGAGGAUGCCGAGCAGCGUCGUGCCGCCUUGAAAGCAUCGGCUCAGUUGGAGCCACUCCCAGAUUUCGACAUCAACGAUGUCCUGUCCAAGGCUCUGACCCUCGUCCAAGCUUCUGCGUCCCUCCCCGUCGAUACCAAUUCGGCCGCUAACAGAAACACAUCAGCCGCAAGUGAUUCUUUUGAUGAGAACUCCUACUACUCCUCGCAGCACAAUUCGCCCGAUUCCUCCCACGCGGGCUCCAGUGCCAGCGCGGUCUAUGACCCGGAGGCGGUGUAUCAACCGGAAGAACCGCAGUCUCAGCAGCCGAUUGUGUCCGACGAUCAACGCGUGGCUAGCAACCAUCUGCACCAGCCAGCUCUCCCAAUAUCAUCUCACCAACCCGCUGCUUAUCAUCAAGAGGAUCGAGUCUCUACUCGUGAUUCGUCGUAUACUCCCUCGCGCCCGCACGACGGCUUUCCGGCCUCCGCGAACGCUCAGCAUGCAAGAGCAGAGAAGAACAACACUGACGCGGCCAUGGAUAACAUUACCACAGCUGGCGAGUCUACUUCUGUUGGAGAUCGUAGUCGAGAGGCGAGCCAGUCGGACCCUGGUAACGUGGUGGAGAUUGACGAGAAUGCUAGCAGGCGUAUGCCAGGUGCACGCCAACAACAACAACGACGACGACGACGACAGCUCGGGGACUCCCUCCUUUCUCGUCCUCCGUCGCCUCUGGUUAUUGCUCAGCAUAUAUCGCCAGUCGCCCCCCAACCGUUCCAUGUGUCACCCCUGGCUGUAGCGCGGCAACCACCUAUUCCCCUCGCGCUUGGGACUAGCAUCCCCCAGGGAACGAGUGCCCAAGUCGCCGCCCUCCGCAAUGAGCCGAAUGUCAUUUCUAGUCCAGACAGCUCACCCCAAGGCCCUCGGAGAGGGGAUAAGAAGAAGGGGAAGAAGAGGGACAGAAGCGGCAGGAAGGAUGCCCGGCAAGCGCCGCCAGACAGCCCUUACAUCAAAGAUGAGCCUCAAUCGCCCUCACCUCUGGAUGCCCCUCCUUUCACCAGGCCGCAGAAGCGUCAGAAGAGACAGGCGGCGGACAGACCAAGACAUCAGCUGCAUGAGCGCCAGAAUUCCAACACGUAUGGGGGCGACUCGGUUGCAUUUGCUUCGUCUCACCCCGGGCCAGCCGGGCCAGAGGGAUAUCGAUCUCGACCAGUCAUGCAAGUAGCGGCUCCUCAGGAUGGCUACAGUUACGAGCCAUCCUUUGUGGAGCAUCGCCGCGUCUCGGGCGGCAAUCAACCGUACCCGGCUCAGUACGGUCCAGUAGAGACCUAUGCACCUGCGUCUGUCCCUCCUCCUGUGACAUCAGAUCGUUACAACGAAGAGUCACGGCGUACAUACGUGGAUAACUAUGAGAUGUCCAGGACGAGCGUUCACCCCGAAGCCAGUCGGGUGAGGUCUCGAUCUCCCGUCAUGCGAGAUCGGCCCACGUCGGUCAUGGGACCACCCAGAGCCCCCCCCGCUCGGGUUGUGGUUGAUGCCUAUGGGCGGAGAUACUAUGAACCCGCCCCUCCCCCUCCGGUGCAGGUUGUUCGACAGUCCGUUGCGCCUCCGAUGGGCAUGGACGAUGCAGAGAUCAUCUACGAAAGACCCGUGCGAGCAGAAUCACGGCGACCGGCCCUAGAAUGGGAAGAGAACGGAGUUAUCUAUCGGAGGGCGUCGCCGACCUACGCAGCUCCACGGCGCGUCAUCACCCAGCCAGAGUAUGCCGUUGCCGACCCGCAUCGAGGCUACCGGACACGAGAGUACUCCGCUCGGCCUGUCGCGCCUCCGCCGAUGGAGGAAUACAUCUCGUCCCGCGGGGCUGUCGAACGCCGGCCCAUUGAAGAGAUCCCACGAGAGUACACCAUGCGGGCGACCACGGCGAGGCCGGUGGAAUCGGUUCGCUACGAGAUGCCCGGGACGUAUGAGAGGGUGCAGCACUCGGUCAGACCCGAACCCUCCCCGGUCUAUCCGGUCGGGGCGCCGGUCGAUAUGCGCCGCGAGGCGAUGCAGCCUCUGCCUCGGGCAUACAGUGUGCGGCCGGCCGAACCCUCCAUGGUGCGGCGCGAGUUCAGCGCUCGGCCAGCUGAGCAGUAUUACGGACAGCCCGUCCCUAUGGGAAAUGAGGUGGCCUAUGUCGAUGAGCUCCCGCAAGGUCCCCCGCGGGAGAUUGUGUACGGCGACGGUGUCCGACAGGGAGGGUAUCGAUAA
Messenger RNA from Sodiomyces alkalinus F11, 2673 nucleotides. RefSeq lists its product as hypothetical. Bases 1 to 2673 code for a protein of 890 amino acids. The record is from RefSeq and is a predicted model, not a curated record. Lineage: Eukaryota; Fungi; Ascomycota; Sordariomycetes; Glomerellales; Plectosphaerellaceae. The transcript is spliced from 2 exons.